Molecule: messenger RNA, 4270 nt
Organism: Calidris pugnax (ruff)
Lineage: Eukaryota; Metazoa; Chordata; Aves; Charadriiformes; Scolopacidae
Gene: LYPD1
Product: LY6/PLAUR domain containing 1
Exons: 3
Coding region: 186-611 (141 amino acids)
Biological process (GO): acetylcholine receptor signaling pathway
Molecular function (GO): acetylcholine receptor inhibitor activity
Source: RefSeq, a predicted model, not a curated record
CUGGAGCGCGGCGCGGGGCUGGGCAGGGCGGGAGCCGGGCGGGCUCCGCCGCCUGCUCCCGGGGCGCCUCUUGGCAGCGGAGGCGGCGGGGAAGCGGCACAAGUGCGCGGCGCCCCCGCUGCCUCCCCUCCUUCUGAUGCCCCUUCGCGACUGCACGCCAGCCCGGCGGCCGCGGCUCCGGGAGGAUGCGGCUCUUCCUCCUCGCCGCAACUUUCUGGGGAUUGUGCCUGGCUCCAGGCUUGGGUUUGCAGAUACAGUGCUACCAGUGUGAGGAGUUCCAGCUAAAUAAUGACUGCUCUGCUCCAGAGUUCAUCGUGAAUUGUACAGUGAAUGUUCAAGAUAUGUGUCAGAAAGAAGUAAUGGAAAAAAGUUUUGGAAUCAUGUAUCGCAAAUCCUGCGCGUCCUCGGCAGCGUGUCUGAUAGCCUCUGCUGGGUACCAGUCCUUUUGUUCUCCGGGGAAGGUGAACUCUGUUUGCAUCAGCUGCUGCAACACCCCGCUCUGCAAUGGACCCCGGCCCAAGAAGAGAGGGAAUUCUGGCGCAGUGCUGAGGGCACACGCGAUAACCACCGUUCUGCUCCCGAAAUUGGCUCUUUUGUUCUUGUAUCGCUAAACUUCAAGCAAGUUUUCUGCCCUGUCACAGUUUGUUCUGUCUCCUCCUUCCUUCAAAGACACUGCAAUUAUUUUCUGUUUGUUUCCAGAUCCCUGUCAACAAGCGAGGGAAGUUCAGUGGCUGUGGGAAGAGGGGCUGAUAUUUUUGGCAGCUAGUGAAUUCGGUUAGCAGAUUGAAUUUCCAGUGUGCACUUAAAAACCCAACAGCAGGAUACAGAACUCCUGCGCUUUUUACAUAAUUGGAAACAAAUCUAUCUGUGUUACUCCUCCUAAGAUGUAGUCAAUUCCUCAGUCAUUUUAAUUUUCCAUAUUUCUAAGUUCAUCGCUAAUCAUUAACUUUGCCUUAUGAAGUCAUACGUCAUGUUCACAAAGGCCGUUUUGUGUGUCUGGACUGGGCUCUGAGCUACUCUCUAGCGACACGACUUCCAAGCUGGGCUCUGGUGCUUCAAGACCCGGUUUCUGUGGACUGCAGUCAGGCUUGGUCUCAUUCUGAAAAGUACUUAAAUAAACUUUGUUGUUGCCCUUUGUAGAAGAAUUGCGCCUGGACGACAUGAAGAGCAGCGGGCGUAGAGAUCGGUUGCUCCUUGCUUUGGAGCUCAUGUUGGCUCUGAGAUACUUUUCCUUAUUGGCAUGCUCUAUUGUCAGGCGGCAGCGGAGGACCUGCAGGAACACACUGCGGAACUGCUGAGAAGAGAUGUUGUAGAGGAGGGGGUUCACCACCGAGCUGAGGUAGAAGAAGAUGUCUGCGAUGGGGAGAAGAGUGAUGUACGCUCUGAAGUAGGUGACAGUCCAGUCCUGCUUUGGUUUAGCAGCAGCCAUGAUCCUUCUGACCUGGUUUGGCAUCCAACAUAUUGCCAGAGUUGCAACAAUCAGUCCUGCCAACAGAAAGAGGAAGAAAGAAGUGUGCAUACAUGGGGGAAAAAACAUAAAAUAUUUAGUAUCGGUUCUGCACUUACUUGUUAGGAAAUAGUAUCAAUUUUUCACUGUUUUGCUUGACAGCUUUUUCUGCCAGUAACAUUUUUUUGUUUGUUGUUUUUAAUAACUGUUACAAGGUCACUGCAGCACAUGCUCUGACAAAAGACUGCAGAGUGCUUGGAUAGUGUUUCUUUGUACCUACUGUCAUUUAUUAGUUAUCAAAGCGUUCUUUCAUUGAUAUCUGCGUCUUUGGAAAGAAUGCAUUCUGUUUGUUUGUUUGUGUUCUUACAUUUCUUAUGUCUUUCCCUUUACUUUGAAAAACAAACAAAAUAAAUAGAACCUAUAGCCAUAUUAGAUCAGGCAAUACCCAGAAGAGAUCAGAUUCUUGUUUGUACUUUACAAAAAAAAAAAAAAAUAAUGUAUGCAUAAUAAUAUAUUUCGUGUUAUUUUUGGUAAAUUUCCUCUUACAGAAGAUAUUUUUAAGUAAAAUAUGUACGGAUCUUUUUAUGGUAAUUAAGAUAUGUUGGGCUUUCUUAAAAAUCAAAUUCCAGUGGAAUUAAAUUAUGAAUGUAAAUGAGAAAAAACCCAAGCCUAGUCAUGAAAGUGUAAGCAGUUUCAGAUUAUAAAUUAUGCUUAAAAAUGUGGUAUCUGACCAUUUUGUAUUUAUAUGUAAAUAUAAAUACAUGUUGCUGCAUCACUAAUGGCAUUAAAAAGAGGGUGACUUAAGUGUUAGAUGUCUGAAAAUUCUGCCUCUGUGGCCCGGCGUUCCCUAGGGCUGCAGCAGUGACACCGUCUUCAGAAUGGCAGCCCUGGAGAAACGCACGGGUGAACUUGAGCGGGCUGUUCCUGGGCCAGAGCCAGGGAAAGGGGCUCAAAUCCUCGCUGGCAUCCACGCCUGGUGCACGUAAGUGCUGGAAAUCCAGACAUCUUGCACGAAAUGCCAGGUACACAAAAUAAUUCCUCUCGGUGCUCCCCCCACCAAGCACUACUUCGGAAACACGGUGCAGCCACCCGUUUACUGUUUCCACUUUCUUUUUCUCUUUGCAGGAAAUGUGCCUUGUAUGAACACCCAACGGGAGCAGAAGCUGCAGGUUGGCUUCCCUGCUGUGGAGGCACAAAACAAUAGAGAGCACCCUGAAGGUGCACAGUUUUCACUUCCAGUAGACUUUUGUUAUAUUGCUAAUUUUCAAUGUCGAGCCUCCUUUCUCAACAGAAGCACAGAAAUGUUUCCAUUCUUAUCUGGCUAGACCAAGUCGGUUGCCCACAUUGAACAGACCACUGUGGGAAUGCAGUUCUGAAGUAGCACACUCUGAUUUCUUCAAGCCAGGAAGAUGAUGCUUCAAUAAUGGGAAGACAUGAAUGUAACAGGCAAGGGGGGCAGAACAGAGAAGAAAAAUUUUUUUCAUAACUUUGAGACUGCCAGAGCUUAAGCAGAGUAUGUCCAACUGCUCUCCACCACCACGCAAAGAAAAGGUAUGAAAUGUCAUCUUUUUUUUGGAAGAAAUUAAUUUUCUUAAUGAACGCUAUAAUUACUUUAACAACUUUAUCAUCUUACUGAGAACUGAGAUACCAAAUAAAACUUGUCCCUUUGAUCAUCUGCUUCUGUAAUCACUUAAGGUCACAGUAAUUUUGGUAGGAUGGGGAAGCAGCAUAUCCUAGACUUACAGCAGUAGCUGAAGAGCCCUGGACGGCUGUUCUAGAAGGUGAGCUGUUGCCCUUGCCCUUUUCUGUUCUUUAGUGACCGUAACUCUCCUCAGCUGCAGCCUCUUUAUUCCCAUUCCUACACGAUCCCGUGCCCCUUUGCUUGGCUGCCCAGCUCUUCCACUUCUGUCUUGCCUCAUUUUUCAGUACACGAUCUGUCCCUGUCAUAAGAUGAUCUGAAUUUUGUAUUAAAAGUCCUGCAAGUUUUCCAGCCCUCAGUGCUUUCUUCUCUGCUCUCAGCAUAACAAAUACAGGGAUAGUAUUGUUCUGUCCUGGCACGGACCAAAAGAAAAUCAGGAACUCUGAGCAGUGACUUAUAGAAAGGCAGCGAAAGGAUUCUAUUGCUCCACUGUGACUUUUUCUCCUGUGCAACUUAAAUGCAAAGCCCACAAACCCAGGUCUGCAGAAUCCUUGUCAAAUUUUACCGAAUGAUCUCUUUCAAGGGAAAAGAAAAUAAGCUCGACUGCGUAAAUUUUUUUUUUGUUCUUAGUUAGAAACAGGAUACUUCAUCGUACUGAUUAAUAGUUUCCUAAAUUAUGAAUGCUGCUGUGAGAAACCGAGCAAACAAUGUGUGCAUUCAGUUUUAAAGCUCAAAUGCAGUGCUCUGGGAUUUGUGAUUCCUUUGCUUGUAUCUGGAUUCUUUGCCAUUGACCUUUCUUUUUAGUUCAAAUUGCCAAAUGCUUAAGAUUCCCCCUUAUAUUCUUUGGACACUUUUGUUCUGGGGAAUUAAAUAUUUCGUUGCGUGUGUAGCAAGUGAAAAAUGAGCUGCUUGUGCCCUUGCACAGUGUGGUGAGGCUUUUGCAGGAUGGGAGGAGACGUCUGUAAAACUUUGUUGUUUUCCAGGGAUGAGUAAUUGUUCAUUUUUACGCUUGAAAAAAAUGCCUGUUAAUUCAAAGGAGAUGCACCAUGUAAAUAAACAUGCUGACAAAUUCACUAUAUUUUUUCCAACUGUUCGCACUUGACGUGGAGGUACAAAGUAAACUGAAGUGCAUCAGAGGAAAAGCAUUAUGUUCACAAUUUGGCAUAUUAAAUAUUUUGACUGAA